Messenger RNA from Clupea harengus (Atlantic herring), 1406 nucleotides. It is a transcript of the gene dohh, whose product is annotated as deoxyhypusine hydroxylase/monooxygenase. Lineage: Eukaryota; Metazoa; Chordata; Actinopteri; Clupeiformes; Clupeidae. The record is from RefSeq and is a predicted model, not a curated record. Gene Ontology annotation, molecular function: deoxyhypusine monooxygenase activity. Gene Ontology annotation, biological process: peptidyl-hypusine biosynthetic process.
AGUCCAAAACGUUACAACAUAGCUGUGGUAGUCUUGUUCUUUUCCUGGCUGUUUCACAUGUGGAGUGAUGGCACUAGUUUUUUAGGCUGUAUAAUUUAGCAUUACAAUCACCGCCAUGUUCGAUGGAAAGGAUGUGACUGCAGUUGGCCAAAUAUUGGUCAACUCAAAACACGACCUGACCACACGAUUUCGGGCGCUGUUCACGUUGCGUAACCUGGGUGGACCUGAGGCCAUCAAUUGGAUAAGUCGAACCUUUGAGGAUGAAUCUGCCUUGCUGAAACAUGAACUAGCAUACUGCUUGGGUCAGAUGCAAGAUGAACGAGCCAUUCCUGUUCUGGAGACUGUUCUAAAAGAUACCAGUCAAGAGCCCAUGGUCAGACACGAAGCUGGUGAGGCUUUGGGGGCUAUUGGAAAUCUAAAGGUGUUGGAUUUACUCAAGCAGUACUCUGAAGAUCCUGUUAUAGAGGUGGCGGAGACAUGUCAGUUGGCCGUGAGGCUUCUGGAGUGGCAGCAGGGUGGCGGGCGUGAAGAAGGGGCAGAUGGGAACCCAUACAGCUCAGUGGACCCAGCACCGCCUGCUCCCAGGAAGAGUGUGCCCGAGCUUAGGGUGCAGCUCUUGGAUGAGAGCUUGUCGCUGUUUGAGAGAUACAGGGCCAUGUUUGCCCUGCGUAACCUGGGCACUGAGGAGGCUGUGUUAGCUCUUGGCGAUGGUCUCCAGUGUAGCAGUGCCUUAUUCCGGCACGAGAUCGGCUAUGUCUUGGGUCAGAUCCAGCAUGAGGCCAGCAUCCCCCAGCUUCAGGCAGCGCUGGAGAAGGAGGACGAGAGCGCCAUGGUGCGGCAUGAGUGUGCCGAGGCCCUGGGCUCCAUCGGAAAGGACGCCUGCCUGGAGAUCUUGCAGCGCUACCGGGAGGACCAGGAGCGCGUCGUAAAGGAGAGUUGCGUGGUGGCGCUGGACAUGCUGGAGUAUGAGAACUCCUCGCAGUUCCAGUACGCAGACGGACUCUUGCGGCUGCAGGGCGAGACGUGAGGGAGGCUGGCUGGCUGAGGUUUCCCCCCACAGAAGAAUCUCCCCUCAACAGUACCCAACCAUAAAAAGCACCAGUUUAUGACAUACUGGUUGUGGUCAUGGAAAAAAUGUAUGAUGAGGAUUGCGUAGUAUUUCACCCACAGACUGUAUUUUAUUAUGUUGUGAAAGAGUUUUGGCUGGCUUAUUUAUUAUUUUUGUGGAAAAAUAGGUGUCACAGAGAAGCCGAAUCCAAUUUCUCAAAAUCCUUCCUAAUUACAAUGAUCUGUUCUAAAGUGUCCUGAGAAGAUUUAAUGUAACCAUUUGAGGCCACAAACUGAAUCAUAACAUCUCUAUUCCGAGCAUAACAUUUGAAUCAUCAUUAAAUAUGGUUGUGUGACGA